Messenger RNA from Klebsormidium nitens, 1062 nucleotides. Lineage: Eukaryota; Viridiplantae; Streptophyta; Klebsormidiophyceae; Klebsormidiales; Klebsormidiaceae. The record is from the annotation of a GenBank genome assembly.
AUCCAUAAAAAUUUUUCUAACAAUCGAAUUUUGCAGCUUGCAAAGGGAGGCCGCCAUUGGCAUUGGCAUUUAUUAGCAAGCUAGGGCGUCAAGUGAUAAGCCAGCGAACUCCCGUCAAUUGUUGGAAUCUGCAUAAGCUCCGCCCUGUAGAUCCGUCUUGCGGCAGCCAUGUUUGGAGCAUUGUCGCGCGUUGCGGUCGCCCUCGUUGGGUUGGCCUGGCCGAGCUACCUGAGUUUCAAAGCCGUUGAGAGCCCCGGGAAGACAGAUGACGUGCAGUGGCUGACGUAUUGGACCGUGUAUGCCUUCAUCGGCUUUUUUGAGCAAGUCGCUCGGGAGUUCCUGGCGUAUGUUCCCCUGUAUGAUGAGCUCAAGCUGCUCUUCCUCCUGUGGCUGUGGAUGCCUCAGUUCAAGGGCGCCACUUUCAUUUACGAGCGCUACUUGGCUCCCUGGUUCAAGACAAACGCCAAAACGCUGGACUCGUAUGCAUCGCUGGGGCAAAGCAAGCUGAAUGAAGUUGUCUCCCCAGAAGCCCAUAAUCAACUGAACCAGUAUAUCCAGCAGCAUGGAGUUGACGCCCUCCAAAGCUUUCUCCAGAAGCCAAGGUAACUUAAUGUGGUGUGAGCUCGUCAUAUACAUAUGGAACAUUACAUAGUUGCAAUGCAUACACCUGGGUCAAUAAAUGUAUACACGUCUUUGUAGUUAGGCUUCAAGAACUUCCUUGCAGCUGUAAAUCUUAGUGGAAACAUCCAAUAAGUUCAGACUUGUGAAAGAACCCUUCAGGGCUCAAAUACGCAACACUCUUGGAAGUUCCAUUUUGAUGGAAACGCAUGCAAAUGAGUCAGGCCGCCACCAUUCGUUACGACAUUCAUCUGGCGGUUAGGACAUGAGCCAAUGGGCCAACAAACUCUAUCAAUCCAACUUCCAUUCAGUGGCCCAGCAUUUGAACCUUAUCGACCACGCAAGUAAGGUGCCAGGCUGCGGGCAUUACAAGAGACUAGAGCAGCAUUGCAUGCAUUGUGAUCGCUGUAUGCCAAGCAGGAGUUGAAGACCAGAUACAGCCCG